Aphanomyces astaci is the source of this 884-nucleotide messenger RNA. Its product is annotated as succinate dehydrogenase [ubiquinone] iron-sulfur subunit, mitochondrial. Lineage: Eukaryota; Oomycota; Saprolegniomycetes; Saprolegniales; Verrucalvaceae. The record is from RefSeq and is a predicted model, not a curated record. Gene Ontology annotation, biological process: tricarboxylic acid cycle; aerobic respiration; respiratory electron transport chain. Gene Ontology annotation, molecular function: electron transfer activity; 2 iron, 2 sulfur cluster binding. The coding region runs from base 25 to 840 and encodes 271 amino acids. The transcript has 3 exons.
UGGCAGUCAGCUAAUACUCCAAGUAUGCUCCAACGCACCGCCGUCCGUGCCGCCCGCGCCGCCACGCCUUCCAGCCUCCGUGCCUUGUCGACGGCUGCGUCGGACUUGAAGCUCCAAACCUCGACGACCGCCAAGAACGUCAAGUACUUCAAGAUCUACCGCUGGGACCCUGAGUCCAAGGAGAAGCCGUACUUGUGCACGUACCCCGUGGACUUGAAUGAAUGCGGGCCCAUGGUGUUGGAUGCGUUGAUCAAGAUCAAGAACGAACAAGACCCGACCUUGACGUUCCGCCGCUCAUGCCGUGAAGGUAUCUGCGGGUCGUGCGCGAUGAACAUUGACGGCGGCAACACGUUGGCAUGCCUGAGCCCCAUCGACAAGAAGAAGGACACGACCAAGAUUUACCCGUUGCCGCACAUGUAUGUGAUCCGCGACUUGGUCCCCGACAUGAACAACUUUUACGCGCAAUACAAGUCGAUCAAGCCGUGGUUGCAGUCGGAUGUGGUCAAGUCGGACAACACCGAGUACCUGCAGUCGAAGGAGGACCGCAAGAAACUUGACGGCAUGUACGAGUGCAUCUUGUGCGCAUGCUGCAGCACGUCGUGCCCAAGUUACUGGUGGAACCCCGACAAGUACCUUGGUCCGGCCGUGCUCAUGCAAGCGUAUCGCUGGAUCGAAGACUCGCGCGACACGAAGACCCUCGAGCGCCUCGAAGACCUGAACGACGCGUACAAGUUGUACCGUUGCCACACCAUCAUGAACUGCACCAAGACAUGCCCCAAGCAUUUGAACCCGGCCAAGGCCAUCGGCAAGAUCAAGAAGAAACUCGCCGUCUUGCAUUAAGCUCGUCCCAUGAAAGAAUAGAGCGUCCUAUCUCCUCGACCUCC